UUUAGCUGGUUUUAAAUGAAAUUUGAAGACGCUUGGACACGAGCGAAUUCGCGCGCCUCCUUAACAUCUGCAAAACCCAUUUCACACCCACACAUAGACUGUUCCUCUCUUCCGAUCACCCUAUCCGCCAUGGAUACCUCUCUCAUUUCCAAGCUAGAAGCUUCGGACUCCGUCGGUAUAUACUGUCUCUUCUCCCACCAUCUCCGCUCCUUCUCAGACCUCAAAAAUCUCAAGAAAACUAAGAAAUCCACCGCCUCCAAGGACGAACAGUCCCUUGCUCGCUCACUGGCGAAGUCUUUUCUUCCCUUCCUUAACACCGCCCUUUCUGUUCUCCCCAAGCGCCUCGCUGAACCUUCGAAAUUCGGUGCCGAGCAAUUGGCCGUGGAAUUCUUUGAUGUUUACAGGCUUUGCUUGGAUUGCUUGGACUCCGUUUCUUCGCAGCUUGAUUGCAAACCCCAUACCGUACAAGCUCAGAGGGUUCGGAUGGUGCAUUGUUUGGACACCUGGGGCCGGUGGAAGGAGGCGGAGGAGGAAUCUUUGAGGGUUUUGGAGGGCCUUAGGAGUGUCAGUUCCGGUGCUGAGUCGGCGAAAUCAGAGCGAAGUUUGCUGCCGGUUUUAGGGAAAGGUAGUGCCGAUAAAAGUUUGGGAUUGCUGAUUGUGGAGAUUGUUGUGACGCUCGUGAAGUGUGCUUCGAUGGAUCGGAGUAAGGGUUGUGAGGACUUUAGGAGAGUACUUCUUUUGAUGGAAGAAGCAAGGCCGUGGUUCAGGGUAUUAGAUGCAAAUGCAUAUGAGAAGUUGCACAGGAUUCUUGUUUCCCACUUGGGAAGGUGCACUCUGUUAAUUGUUGGGGACUUAACAAUCAUUGAUGACAAUUUGGCACGUGAUUUCUGCUUUACAACUAUGGCCGAGCAUGCCAAGUCAUUAACCAAAGAUCAAAUGUACAAGUUUGCUCGUAGGUUAUGCUCUUCUUUAUUCUCACUACAAGAUAGCAGAUCAACUUUGAUCAUUGAUAUACUAAUAGGCAUUAUGGAUUCUCUUGCCCAUGAUGGAAAGGUAGAAAUGGAAAACAAUGCAAUGGAAUUUGUUGAAUUGGUUGCUUAUUGUGCCAAUAAAUGUCAAGCAAAAAGCCCCAAUAUUUGCAAUGCCAUUGGAGCCUAUCUAAACAAAAUAGCAGAUGAUUUCGAUCAGGUGAAGACACCCUUUUGUUUGAUUCUAAGGCUUUAUGCUAAGGGGUUGCUUUUUAUGCAUUUCAAAUUGAAGUCAAGAUGUAACGAUCCUGCAUCAUCUGGAGGUGUAAUAAAAUCCUUAUGUGAUUCAGUGGAUACCCUGAAGAAUUUAUCGUGUUUACUUUGUUCUUUAGAAAGUUACUUUAAUAUUGGGUGCCAAAAUAGUUGUCAAUCCUCGAGUGAUGAUUUUAAGGAUGCCACUUGUCUACUAUCCUCACCGUGUAUAUCUCAAAACGAGGCAUGUACAAGGAUGAAUCAUAAAGAUGGAAAGGCUUACCUUCUGUCUUACUUAACUGCAUUGAAGUACAUAUGCCUGCCGCUUGCAGAAUCAGUAAAUUCAGAAAAAAAAGAGAUAAUAAUUGGAAGUGAGGCUGCUGCUGUUUCGAGCAAACUUUCUGACAUACAGGGGGUGCUUGAUCAGUUUUGUAAUGUUUUCCUUUUUUGUAAAAGGUGUAAAUGUACUUCUGAAGGAGAGAGAGAUGGAUUUGAUGAAAGCAGUAUUCUGAGUAUAGCUGUAGCAUUGUUUAUUGUCUCCAUCAGAACAAGUCUUAAUAUGCAGAAGAGUGUGCACUUACUUAAAGAUGUGAUUUCCAGUGAAUGGAUUCAACCUCAAGGGUUAAAAUAUCUCUAUUGUUCUCUAUACAAUAUUGGUGUAAUUCUCUACAGGAACAAGCAACUUAAAGAGGCUUCAAAGGCAUUGAAGUUGAGUUGUACGUCAUCAUGGACUUACGUUCUACAUCUUUGCGACAUGGUUUUACGGAAACCAGAGGAGUCCAUUUCUGCAGAAGAUUCUAUUAUCAAUUUUGUUAACGAGUCAUGUACAAAAACUGCUUUUCUUUUGGAGGUUCUCCAUCAAUGUGACAGUAAUAAGAUGAAAAAGGUAAUUGCAGAAAGCCUAGAAAAUUGGUCAGUUGCUGCAAACCUAUUUAGCAAGCUUCCAGGUCCCAUGCCUUUGGUGAAACAAUGGGUGAAGAACGAAUUGAAAAGACAUAAAAAUGCUGAUGUUGAAGAUGCUGCAUCAUCCUUGUACCAUGUUUUGUCAUCUUCAAAAGAAGUGUCAAAGAGAGCAAUGGGAGUAAUCUUGGAGCAGGAACUUCUUGCCUAUGAACAAGUGACUGCUCUCCAACCUGAGCUGUGUCAGAGAAUGCAAAUGAAAAUUAUAGGUCAUCUCUUGGAAGAAUUGUGUGUUACUUCAGAAAGUUGGUUACAGAGAUCAAAGAUUUUAAUGAUAAAGGGAAGAACAUUAAGGCUCAAUGGAAUGCAUUGUUUGAAGGAUUGCAUUCAAUGCAUGUCAGAAGCAAUAUCUUUGAUUUUACUGAAGCAGAAAGUGAUGUCUGGUGGAAAAAGUAGCUAUGGAGUCGAACCUAGUCAUCAAUUAGCUGUGGCACAUUGCCUUCGGGCAUUCUGCACUCAGGAAGCAGAACCAAAUUCAAAGCAAGUCCUGGAAGAUAUCAGAAUGGCAAUUAACUUAUGGUUGAGCAUUAUUACUCCAGAUUGUUUCUCUGCUGAAGAAAAGUGCUUUGGAGUGUUCGAAAAUAUGAUUAUUUUACUGUAUAGUAUUAUUGAUCUGUUAUCAGUUAAGGGUUGCAUGGGCUAUCACAAUGAUAUAUAUAAGCUCAUGAUCAGAUUAUUUCAUGGGAAAGGGGUUCCAUUGGAGAAGUUCUUCGCUGUACUGUGGGAAGGUAGGAGGACAAGACACGCUCUCUGCAUUUCACCAGUUAAUGAUGCAUUCUUAAAGAGCUUAGCCGAUCACUAUGAUGAAGAUACCAAGUCUAUUGAUUUUUGGAUAAAAUGUUUGAAAGGAUCCCGACCCUUGCUAGUUGGAUUCCAACAUAGUUUCUCUUGUCUAUCUGCAAACUUUCCUCGAGGUUCGCUUGAACACGAAAGUUUUUUUUGUUCAGAUAUCAGAGAAGAUGAAGUUGAAAAAGUUGCUUUUGAGCUCAUUUCAAAUGCUCCUGCUUCCAGUUCUGUUUUUGUGGCUAGCAAUCUUUUCUAUGAUUUGAGUGAAAAACUUAUUUCAAAUGGGCAUAUAACAAAGGCUCUUUUUUAUGCAAAACAAGCUCACCGGUUACGCAAUAAAAUAUUUGAAGAGAAAUUUAAGUUCUCUGUGAAACACCAUACUGAAAUGUCCAACGAAACUAGGGAGGUUGCUCAGAAGUUUACCUACAGCCUUCAGGAUCUGCAAGUGCGCAGAUCAGUUGCUAAUGACUUUUGGUCCUUUGAUUCUAUUUCAUGGGACCUGGAAAGUUGUUAUCUUAGUCCAUGGAUUGCACUUCAAUGCUACCUUGAAAGCACGCUUCAGGUUGGUAUCACUUAUGAACUUAUGGGUAAUGGAUCUGAAGCUGAAAGUCUUUUUCUUUGGGGAAAAAGUAUAUCCUAUGCACAGAACUUGUCACUAUUCAUGAUUGCUUUCUCUUCUGUUUUGGGUAUGCUGUACUGUAAGAAGCAGCUUUGGGAUUUGGCAGAAAGAGAACUUCAAGGUGCUAAGCAAUACUUUGAUGACAGAAGCUCAGAAAUUUCUUGCUUAAAAUGCAGAUUGAUGCUGAAGAUAACUAUUGAUCAGCAUCUUGUUGACUUAUCCCAAAGCAUUAUGGAUAAUUCCAGUAGGAAAUUAUCUAUGGACACUUCAUUACAUGCUGAGACUUUGUAUAAAUCAGCUAUUGAUCAGCUAAAUCAUUCUGAUUGGACAAGCUCUGCUAGUUUACCUAAAGAAGCUAGUGCUGGGAAUAUUGUGCUUCAACUUGUAAAAGACGUUGACUACAGUGUUAGCAAUACUUCUGCUCACACUGAAGAAGCUCAGCAGGAUAUAAAUAAGCCCUCUAGAAAGGGGCCAAAAGAAAAAAAGGAAGUUAAAAGCUGUAGAAAUACACGGAAUUUAACAAAAGUUAUGUUGAAGGAUCAAGAUCUAAUGCCUGAGAAAACUUUUAGAUCUACUCGUUCCAAAAAUCAAUCCUUUCAGAACAAAAAUAUCUCCAGCAACAUACAAGUUGGUGGUGAAAAUGAUAGCUCUGGCACUUUUAGCGAGAGGGAUUCGGUGUUGGAAAUUAAAACUAAUAAGAUUGCUUUUGGGAGUGAAGACAUAUGCUUUUGCAACAAAAUGAGGUGCUGGCACUGUGUUCAUUUGGAAGUUACAAAGAAUGGAUUGAUUGUCAACGCUAUAGAUAUGAAGUGGGAAUUUGUCCGCCGAAAGCUUUUGCUAAAGCUACUCACAAGCUUAGGAAACUACUUCGGGAAUCGUGGUCAAAUUCAUGAAGCACACGAAAUUUAUUUCCAAGUUUUAUCAAUCAUUGUUAAUCAGGGUUCUUUCCAUCUAACGAGCUCAUCUAUUUCUCUCUCUCACAUGCUUGAUAUAAUCAGGAAGGAAAUCCCGGGGGAUAUAUUAAGUGUUGAGCGUGCAGAAGUACUAUACAACAUAAGUUGGUUUUCUUUGAAAGGUUACCAUUCCAGAGAUACCAGGAAUAGUUGCUGUGAUUUGUCUCAUAUUCAGCCACAACAUAUUAUCUCCUGGUUGAUGCAUGCUUUUGUACUAUGCCAGGAAGUUCCUAUUCUCUUUCAGAAGGUCUCAAGGUUGCUUGCUGUUAUGUUCGUACUUGCUGCCUCUGGUGAGCUUUGUUCUCUUUCUUCUUCCAAAGAAGUCUCUGAGAGUCAUUGGGCUUCAUAUUUUCACCAAGCUUCGCUUGGGUCUCAUCUUAAUUAUCAAAUCUUUACUAAUAACAAUGGGAGGCAUAAAGUCCAACAUCUUGUGGAUGCUGAGGAUUCAAGUAGUACUGGCUCAACUUGUCGGGGAGCAGAAAUGCAGAAACCUAGGUUUGCACCCAAGUCUACACAAGAUUUUGAAGAAUAUGUAGAGAAUUUUUUUCAGGGCCUUCCUUGUACAACUGCAAUUUGUACAAGUAUGCUUGGAGGUUCUUUUGCUAAUUUAUUACAAGAGGUCCUACAACAGCCUUCAUGUGUCAGUGCAUGGAUGCUAGUAUCACGUUUGGACUCUAAGAGUCAACCUAUUGUUGUCCUACUUCCAGUAGAUUCUAUAUUAGAAGAAGUUUCAGAUGAUGCUGAAAGUUCUGGCUCUAGUAAUUUAUUGCAAAAAAAAGAUUCUGGCAAGCAUUGGCAAUGUCCUUGGGGCUCCACUGUGGUGGAUGAUGUAGCUCCAGAAUUUAAAUUGAUAUUAGAGGAAAACUACCUAUCAACUUCAACGUCCUCUUUAGAAGAUACAAAAGAGAAUAGGAAAUUAUGGUGGUCGUGGAGAAAGAAUCUUGAUCAUCGCCUAGGUGAAUUCCUUAGGAAAGUAGAGGAUAUAUGGUUGGGACCCUGGAAAUAUUUACUUCUUGGGGAGCGCUCUAGCUGCAAGCACCUAGAGUCUGUACAAAAGAAGCUGACUCGGUAUCUGAAAUCCAAAUGCAAAUUGGAUGUAAAUGAGAGUCUUCUUAAAGUUAUUCUUGGGGCUCCUAGCGAUGCCUUUGAUGAAGAAGGAUUCACUUCACAGCUAUAUUUGAGUAAGGCUUGCUACAUUGGUAGAAUUGGUUGUUGUGAGAAACUGUCUAGUUUGGCCUUGGAACAAAUAUGUGAAGCAGUGAAGGAACUUGAAAGUGAUGACUUUAUGGAUCGUCAACCAAUAGUGUUAAUACUUGAUUCUGAUGUGCAGAUGCUUCCAUGGGAGAAUAUUCCGAUACUAAGAACCCAAGAGGUUUAUCGCAUGCCUUCUAUUUGGAGUAUCUCUGCAAGGCUAGAUAAAAGCUAUCACGACCAAGUUAGAAGCUUCCCCUUCAUAGAUCCCUUGGAUGCAUUUUAUCUAUUAAACCCUGAUGGUGAUCUUAGCUGCACACAAAAUGAAUUUGAGAAUUGGUUUAAAGAUCAACAGUUGGAGGGGCAGGCUGGCGUCGCACCCACUGCUGAAGAAUUAGCUGUGGCAUUGAAAAGUCAUGACCUCUUUAUAUAUUUCGGGCAUGGAAGUGGAGCACAAUAUAUUCCAAGGCAUGAAAUUCAGAAGCUGGAAAACUGUGCUGCAACUCUCCUGAUGGGUUGCAGUAGUGGCUCGCUGACACUGAACGGCUGUUAUGUACCCCAUGGUACACCAUUAUCCUAUCUGCUAGCUGGUUCUCCUGCGAUAAUUGCCAAUCUAUGGGAUGUCACAGAUAAGGAUAUUGAUCGAUUUGGAAAGGCCAUGCUCGAUGCCUGGUUGAAAGAAAGACUUGGUACCUCUUCGGGUUGUGAUAAAUGCAAUGUAUUAUCAGAAGAGCUUGAAGCUUUGAGCUUGAAGGGUAAAGGCAAUGCUAAAAGGAAAAUCUCAAAGAAAAAAUUGGCCGAAGCUAGCGAGCUAGAUCUUGCCAUGGAUUGUUGUUAUCAUAGACCGAAGAUUGGAUCUUUCAUGGGUCAAGCUCGUCAAGCAUGUACAUUACCUUUCUUAAUUGGAGCAUCACCUGUAUGCUAUGGGGUUCCAACAGGUAUACGGAAUAAGAAGGAUUUAUAGUAUCAUGCAAAAAUGGAGUUUUUUUUUAAACCCUUUUUGGCUAGCCUAGGAUUGUUGUUUUUUAUUCUAGCUUCAUCACUCAUAGUUUAUCAAAAUUAAAUUGCAAACUGAAAGUUCAAAAGAGCCUUAACCAUAAUUAAUAAGAUCAACAUCUAGGUAUGAACAUAGGAAACACCAUGUGGCGCCGUCAAACUUUGUACCUUUGUAGAAAUUUGCUUGCCAUUAUUAGCCCCGAGCCUUUAUUUGGCUCUAUACCAUCAUGUAAAUGCUACCCAUUUUUCUCAUGGGUUGAGUAUUCAAUUUAUAUUGUAAAUGUAAAGACAACUAUAUAAUACAUCGAAAUUAUAUUUUCUAUC
Humulus lupulus (European hop) is the source of this 7049-nucleotide messenger RNA. RefSeq names its product separase. The coding region runs from base 16 to 6693 and encodes 2225 amino acids. The record is from RefSeq and is a predicted model, not a curated record. Gene Ontology annotation, molecular function: cysteine-type endopeptidase activity. NCBI's taxonomy places the organism in Eukaryota, Viridiplantae, Streptophyta, Magnoliopsida, Rosales, Cannabaceae. Gene Ontology annotation, cellular component: centrosome; mitotic spindle; nucleus. Gene Ontology annotation, biological process: meiotic chromosome separation; proteolysis. The transcript has 27 exons.